Messenger RNA from Fusarium proliferatum ET1, 1851 nucleotides. RefSeq lists its product as uncharacterized. NCBI's taxonomy places the organism in Eukaryota, Fungi, Ascomycota, Sordariomycetes, Hypocreales, Nectriaceae. The transcript has a single exon. Bases 1 to 1851 code for a protein of 616 amino acids. The record is from RefSeq and is a predicted model, not a curated record.
AUGAUGCUACCCGGAGCAGCAUCUCAUCUCCUCGCAAUGUUUAUCUUGGCUUUACUUACUACGAUUGCUUCGGGUUAUAGUGACAAGGCAUGCUGCAAUAGAGCCCGCCAGGAAAAUGCCUUUGUCUCCCCCAAUAAUGGCAGCGCCACUCCCAUGGAUAAUAUUGUCUGCGGACAGAUCUACAACGAGUCUUCCCCGGCCGCACCUGACGCUUACGUCACUUACAAUUUCUGCAAGAGCGAAUGCAGCGGCUGGGGUGUCUCCAGAGUCGAAAACGCAGACCAGUGGGCUGGGCCAAUUGUCCAGUUUAUCCUUCCAUCAGUCAUCUUCAGCAUGAACAUCCCUAGGACAUUCGAAUUCCUUUCACUGCAGUGGCUAGACAUGUUAGUCUUGACCAAUCUACGUGGUUGGAAACGAGCUAUUAUGUCGCUGGUAUUGACGCUUCCGGCACUCUUGUUUGUUUUUGUGGACACCGUUAUAUGGGUUAUGACUAUCAUGUGCAUGGCAGGCCCGAUGAUGGUUGCCGGCUUGCAUGAAGCACUGCUAGACUUCAAGAUAUUGAAGGCGUUGAAGAGGAGGACAUAUAUUCCGGAGAGAUUCGUCAAUGGGCUGAGGGUGUCUGAGAGAAUACCUCUUGACCCCAUGGGCCAUAGCGCUGCUGGGAAUAAUGCGGCUGGUAUAAUUGACCCCAAUAAGGAUCACGAAGGACUAGAUGGCUUGAGGGAUAAGGUGGAACUCCUGGUGACCGUUCUUGCUGGUAACCUUGUACUCAAGACCUACAGGCCCUGGCCUAACAACCUUGUGUUGAUUUCUAACGCGCUACUGGGUACGGGGAGACGUCGGUUCAACGCUAUGAGACUGCAUCCUGUCCAGACGCCUUCAGUCUUACCCGUACCAGACAUGCUGCCGAACAGCGAGGCAAAGCAGAAUUAUCCCAGCUUGUCCGAACAGCUCAAGAGGCUCAUGACGGCGCAGUCUGCCUUCGGGGCCAUCGUCGGGGCAGCGGUUGUUUUCUACCUCGGCGCUUUUAUCUACACCAUCCUGGACCUACUCGGCGACAAGAGCAACCAAGAUGCCGCCAUCUCCCUAGCCUUUGGUGUCGAAUGGAUGAUUAUCGUACACGUUGCAAUCGUCAACGGGUUCCUUCUUGCAAGCAACAACCCUAGUCCAGUUACCAUGCUCAUUGGGCGGCCGCUCUCGACUCGCAAGCCACUAAGAAGAAUGAUAUUCCCUCCCAUCUAUGACGGUAUACUUCAGCCAGUGUUUAUGUGGCGCCGGGGGGUUAAUAAAAUGGAGUGGCUCGAGAAGUCGAGAGCUUGGCGGCGUGGCUCUCAGGAAUUCAUGAAUGACGUCCGAAUCAAGAAGCGAGAUUAUCUAGGUUGGAUCAUACUGCCCACCAUCAUUCUUGUUUCCCUACCGCCGGCGGCUGGGGCCGUGGUGGCGUGGCAAACUCCCCCAAGGGGCUGGGGCUGCCGGUCACUCAGCCUUGUCACUUAUGCAGGCUUCCAGAUGGUGCUUACACCGUUGUACUUCAUAAUCACUCGCAAGACGAAACGGAAGACAAUGAUGCACCGUGUCAUCCACUGGCUAUGCGUUGUGGUGUUCAGCAUCACGAUUCUGCUAGCCCUCUUCACUAGCAUCGCGACGACUCUCAUGCAGAUCAUUGGAGUCUUUCGGAACUGCUUCUGCUACGUGAACAGUGGGAUGUGGCUCAAUCUGAAUAACGCUGUCGUCAAUGUAGCUUCCGAUACGAAAGACCGGAGAACCUCAAGCGACGGGUGGAUUGUUAUGGGGGGGUUGCCACCGGUUUCAUGGCGGCGUGUUCUUUUUUCGGGUGGUGGUUUCAGAUGA